Moesziomyces antarcticus is the source of this 2394-nucleotide messenger RNA. RefSeq lists its product as uncharacterized. The transcript has a single exon. The record is from RefSeq and is a predicted model, not a curated record. Gene Ontology annotation, cellular component: nucleus. Lineage: Eukaryota; Fungi; Basidiomycota; Ustilaginomycetes; Ustilaginales; Ustilaginaceae. Gene Ontology annotation, molecular function: DNA-binding transcription factor activity, RNA polymerase II-specific; zinc ion binding; transcription cis-regulatory region binding. Gene Ontology annotation, biological process: regulation of DNA-templated transcription. The coding region runs from base 1 to 2394 and encodes 797 amino acids.
AUGAAAGCGCCCAAGAUCAAGCACUCGCCCUCUUCGUCGAGUGGCCUCAACGGCUCGGACGUAACCGCGAGCACGUCCGCCCACGCAGCCGGGACACCCUAUCCAUCCAAGCUCCUCGCAUGCGUCGCGUGCCGCAACAGCAAGGUCAAGUGCAUCUCUGACCAUCCGGAACAAUGCAAGCGAUGCCUCGACCACGGUCUCACCUGCAUCCGUCCCGAAUACCAGCGUCUCAAAAAGGCCAAAGCGAAACUCGCCCGCUUCCAGCAGCAGGCCAACCUCGGCGCACUUGCCGAAGACAAGUCCAGCUCCGACCCGGCUUCCAUGGAUGUCUCCGAGCCGCUGCCCCCAGAAAGACCCAUCCUCCCCCAAGAAUCACCCACGACCCUCUUCAGCAAUGCAUCGUACGGCAAAUCGGCACAGCUCCUCUCCAACCUGCACAUCGUGCGUCCCGAUGUGCGCGACGAGUGGGACCCCGUGGCCGCGGGCAUCAUGGACCUCGAGACCAGCCAGACGCUCUUCAAUACCUUCAUGGUCAAGCUCGAGGCCCUGCUCUCCUUCUUUGAUCCUCGCAUCCACACCUACGACUACAUCCGCUCGCACUCCUGCCUCCUCUUCACCACCAUGUGCUGGCUCGCUUCCACCGUCAGCGCCUUUCCUGACGCACCGCGCAUCAUGCACGACCUCAAGCUCCACAUCGACAACGUGCUCCUCCCAGCCAUCUAUUGCCAGAAUCUGCGCUCCGUCGAGAUCGUCCAGGGCUUCCUCAUGCUUGCUGCCUACCUCCGCCCCGCCCAGAAUCCGUCCGAAGAUCGCUCCUGGACCUUGCUCGGACACGCCAUCCGCGUCGCGACCGACCUCGACAUGCACUCCCGGGCGCUCUCGACAUCGCAGCAACACCAAACCUCCAACCAAGCUUCGUCGGCUCCCACCCCAUCCUCGGGCUCGGCUGGCUCUGCAUCCGAGACCGACGCUGCCAAGCAACACGAGACCUGGCAUCAGCGCAACCGCGAGAGGGCAUGGAUGCACAUCUGGCUGCAUGAAGCCUCGUCCUCCCAAUACACCGGCCGCGUCUCGCUUCUGUCCAAGGAUCCCAUCGUCGAGUCGUCGCGCGGCUGGCACCUCCAUCCAGAAGCACUUCACACCGACGUCGUCUUUGUCGCGCUCAUCGAGCUCCGCUCUCAACUUGCUCAGAACAAGGAGCUCUUCCGAAUGCUAAGCAACCGAUCCGGCCCUGCGUCCAACGGGUGCACCGCCGCCCCCGGCUCGGGAAGCAGCACACCAGGCUCAAACGAGGCCGACUCGUCGUGGAUUCGACACUACCUUGAUCGAUGCCAUCGCGACCUCUCGUCGUGGGAAGAACGUUGGGUGGUCAACCCCUCACGCUCGGCCAGCCAUCCGCGUCCGCUCCGAUUCGAGCUGGGCUCUCUUUACAUCUGCUAUGCACGCAUGCAGCUCCUCUCGCUCCCUUUGCAAUGGCCGACCCUGCCUCCUUCGAUGGCCACGCGCAUCGUCUCCGAUCUGCACUCGGUCUCCAUCCGCUAUCUCGAAGACUUUAUCGAUCGCACAUCACCGCAGCGUCUCGCGCACUCUUACAACUCCAUCUGCGUCACCGCUACCUACGCCGUUGUGAUUGCGCUCAAGCUGACCAAACUGGCUGCGACGUACACCUUCAUCAAUUCGUCCAAGAUCAUCCAGCUCGUGACCCGCGUUUCCGAAUACCUACGCAAAGGAGGCAACUGGACGCCGCAUCAGAAUGGCUCGAGUCUCUCCUAUGCGAGGUACAUCGAUCGCCUCCUCGACAUGGAGAGCAACAGCGCUCCGCAGCGCCAAAGCACAGCCAGCAACAACGCGACUCAGAUGACAAAUCGCAACAACGAGGCUUAUGGCCACUCGGGUCGGCGAUGCGAAGCAGAGGCCGGCCAGGCAAACGACGACAGCACCGCCCGUCUGCCACACCGAUACCGCCUCUCUCCCGGCAUGUCGCCUGGUGAGCCUACCAAUCGCGCGGCACAUGCACCCUCACUUCAGCGGGCCCAUUCAGGCAUUUCGCAUCCCCUCAGCUCGCCACGCACCAUCUAUACGGCGACGCCAGGCUCCGACGCCGGACUCUUCCCUCGAAUCUCGGCGAGCCCGCAUGCACAAGGCGUCCCACCCGUCGUGCCGGGCCCAACAACACCCUCCUCGCACUUUGCACUCCCGCCUGGCGUGCCGACGCCAUCAAGCGGCGCAGGCGCAGUAGCAGUUGACCCUUUCCAGUAUGCAACCGCUCCAGGUGUCGAGCCAGGUCAUCCGCAGUGGAGCUUCCUCGCCAACGACCCCGAGCUCUUCGCUUGGGCACGCUCAUUCCUCAACGACGAGCUCGAUCUCUCCGUGCCAGGCGCAUCUUUCAACUAA